GGGUGGGUGUCUCACUCCUAUACACUCAUCUUCCCACCAAACUCCUUCAACACAUGAUCUUACACAAACCCUCUUAAACUCUCCCAAUCCCCACCUCAAAUCCUUCACAUUAUGCUAAAAAGAUCCAAUCUUUUACCAACUCACAUCCUCAAAACCCUAAAACCCCCACUCAAAACCCCACAUUCAUCCCACACAAACCGCAACAACUGUUCCCAAUCCGAAACAGACUGGACCCAAUUGCUAAAACCCUUCGACAUCGAACACCUCAGCAAAACCCUCAACCGAAUCACCCCAAUUCAGCUUCAAAAACUUCUUAAACUCCCACUAGAUCUUUCAACUUCACUCCAGUUAUUCAAUUGGGCCAAUACCCAGAAGAGUUUUUGCAAUACUUUUGAUGUUUAUUAUACUUUAAUUGAUAAAGUUUGUAGCUUUGGUGAGUUUAAAACUGUUGAUAAGUUAUUAUUGCAGAUGAAAGAUGAAGAGAUUGUGUUUCAAGAAAGUGUUUUUGUUAUGAUUAUGAGGCACUAUCAACGGGCCGGGUUGCCGGGUCAGGCGACCCGGUUGCUGUUGGAGAUGAGGUCUGUGUAUUUGUGUGAACCGGGGUGUAAGUCAUAUAACACGGUGUUGGAUGUGUUGGUUGAAGGGGGUUGUUCGAAAGUUGCACGCAAUGUGUUUGAUGAAAUGCUUCAGAGAGGCGUUGCGCCGGAUGUGUUUAGUUUUUCGAUUGUGAUGAAAGGGUUGUGUAACGUUAAUGAGGUGGAUGCGGCGUGUGGGUUGUUGAGGGGUAUGACGAAGUAUGGGUGUGUGCCGAAUGCGGUUGUUUAUCAAACAUUGUUGCACACGUUGUGUAAGUUUGAUCGCGUUGACGAAGGGUUGAAGCUUUUUGAGGAGAUGAUACUCAUGGGAUGCAUGCCAGAUGUUGAGACGUUUAACGAUGUUAUUCAUGGUCUUUGUAGGGCGAAACGGAUUCACGAGGCUGCAAAGUUAGUUGAUCGAAUGCUUCUUCGUGGGUUUAAUCCGAAUGAUUUAACUUACGGAGUUCUUAUUCACGGGUUGUGUCGAACGGGUCAAGUUGAAGAAGCUAAGGCUCUUCUUAGCAAAGUCCCUGAACCGAAUAGUUUCAUGUUUAACAUGUUAAUUAACGGGUUUAUAUCGAAAGGGCAGUUCGACGAAGGUAAAGCGGUAAUUAGUGAUAGCAUGUUUAGAAACGGCUGCCAGCCGGAUAUUCAUACGUACAAUACACUCAUUCGCGGUUUAUGCAAAACCGGGCGUUUAGUUUCAGCUCGUGAGUUGAUAAACGAGAUGACGUUAAAAGGGUGCGAGCCGAACACCGUUACAUACACAAUCUUGAUCGACGGGCAUUGCAAGGAACAACGAUUAGAAGAAGCCGGUGAGAUCAUGCGUGAAAUGUCGAAAAACGGGCUUUGGUUAAAUACAGUGGGAUACAAUUCCAUCAUACAUGCUCUAUGUAAAGUCCGAAACAUCCCCGAAGCGCUAAACAUGUUUCACGACAUGCGUGUGGAAGGAUGCAAACCCGACAUUUACACUUUCAACUCGUUAAUAUUCGGGCUGUGCGACGUUGACGAAAUGGAAACCGCGUUAAAAAUGUUCCAAGACAUGGUGUUGGAGGGUGUUGUUCCGGAUACCAUCACUUACAACACGUUGAUCCACGCUUUUCUAAAACGCGGUGCGAUUCACGAAGCUUUUAAGCUCGCGAACGACAUGUUAUUUAGAGGAUGCGCACUUGAUGAAAUAACGUAUAACGGGUUAAUAAAAGCGUUAUGUAGAGACGGAGCCGUUGAAAAAGCACGGGGGUUGUUUGAGGAGAUGGUGGAGAAGGGUGUGAACCCAAGUACGGUGUCGUGCAAUCUGUUAAUCAACGGGUUGUGCAAAACGGGCAAAGUGCAACGCGCGUUUGAUUUCUUGAAGGAUAUGGUGCAUUUAGGGAUGGUUCCGGAUAUUGUAACGUAUAAUAGUUUGAUUAACGGGCUAUGCAAGAUGGGUAAUGUUCAAGAAGCCGUGAAUUUGUUUGAAAACUUGCGGUUUAAAGGGAUGAAUCCUGAUGUGGUUACUUAUAAUACUUUAAUAUCUUCGUAUUGUAAAGAAAGCAUGUUUGAUGAUGCGUAUUUGCUUCUAAAUAGAGGUGUUGCUAAAGGGUUUGUACCGAAUGAUGUAACGUGGUAUAUAUUGGUUUCCAGUGUUGUUAAAGAGGUUGAUGAUUUAUAGAUAGAUUUGUGCAUUUGGAACAGAAUAUAAGUUAUAGAAUCUUGUUUUGCUUUAUUGGUGUCGUGUGUCGGGAAUAUACUGUUGAAUAUGGAGCUUUGAAUCAAAUUGAAAGUGAUCGAUGAUUUGAGUGAUCCAACUUCUGAAGAAUUCGGUUGAAAUCGAUUGAUACUAAUUCAUAUAUCAUGGUUGACAUUUUGGUAUGUCAACUGAAGUCUAUGAAGGCAAAGAACUCUGAAUAUCGAUGAAUUCAAGUUCAAACGAAUAAUCACCAAAGAUUAUGAGUAGAUUAGACGGAGUUCACGGACUGCUGCAACUUGAAUAUGUCUGUAAUUCUUAAGUGACAGAGGGUACUCGGGAAGUAUUCGUCCUAGACGGAGAGUACUCGGCCUAGGCAAAAGGUACUCAGGCCUUAGCAGCCUACCUUGUAGCGAGUACUAGACCUUGUUUUACAACCAUGGCUUAAACACGUGACGAUGGUGAAUAAAACAGUUAUCUAUUGAAGAUCGAUCUUUCUUUCCUUUUAA
Helianthus annuus (common sunflower) is the source of this 2750-nucleotide messenger RNA. Its product is annotated as pentatricopeptide repeat-containing protein At5g64320, mitochondrial. Bases 112 to 2226 code for a protein of 704 amino acids. The record is from RefSeq and is a predicted model, not a curated record. The transcript is spliced from 3 exons. NCBI's taxonomy places the organism in Eukaryota, Viridiplantae, Streptophyta, Magnoliopsida, Asterales, Asteraceae. Gene Ontology annotation, molecular function: protein binding.